AUGUCAGAACCCCAGGAACCGGACAGCUUCAACCCCUAUCAACAAAUAAGCAACGCAGACCCCCACAAGAACUCACGGCCCGGUUCUAUAGAUUCCUGGGAACGACCCCGCUCCCCAUCUUUAGUCACCAAAUGCUCCAUCUCACCUACCUCCCAGUAUUCGCAGCAUUCCCACCACCAUGUUCCUUCCAGCCCCACACUCACAACACACUCUGUACCCGAACCGGGCGUCGGCAAUCAACCAUAUCCCCCAAGCGCCGGCGCAGCCAUAGCUGAACGUGUCUGGCCUUCGCACCAAGAACCCGGUGGUCAUCGAACCGAGCCCACACUAGCACGAGGCAUCUGGUCGUCCGCUGGUAGCGGGUCAUCACAGUGGCUUCUCGCUAUCCAAGUCAUUCUGCAAUACGAGUUCACCAACCCUGAUCUACUGGAAGAGGCACUUGAGAGUCCGGGGUCAGGAGUGAACUGUGUUGGGAAGAGCCAUCGCCAUUUUUUGGAUGGGAAUCGAGGGCUAGCUAAUGUGGGAGAGAUGUUGAUGAAACUGGUAUUGGCAGACCAGUGUUAUCUCUUCAAGAUACCUGAGGGUGACGCGGGCAAUAUUCUCGACAGACUGAUUGGAAGAAAAAAUCUCGCCUACAUCUGUUGGAAAUCUCAGAUGGAGAAGUUUGUGAGACGGAAGAAGCCAUUGAGACCGACGAAGCGGAAGAAUAUAUUUUCGGUGGUGAAAGAUGACGCCUCGAGGGAGGAUCCUUCGAGGACAGCAGCUAGAGCGAUACGAGCUAUCAUCGGAGCGAUCUAUUAUGAUGGUGGAUUACAGGCGGCAAGGAGGGUUAUGGCAGAGCUGGGGCUGAUCAUUAAGCCUGAGUGCAAGGCUCGGGAGUUGAGUGAGAUACUUGCCGAGGAUGGGCAGCACGUGAUUGACCACCCACCCAUGCCAGCCAGCAGCUGUGUGAGGACAACGCUAAAAGGUUCGAGAGUCACUGCAACUCAAAUAGGGAAGAGAACCAGAGCUCCAUAA
This is a messenger RNA of Hyaloscypha bicolor E, 1017 nucleotides long. RefSeq lists its product as uncharacterized. Lineage: Eukaryota; Fungi; Ascomycota; Leotiomycetes; Helotiales; Hyaloscyphaceae. Gene Ontology annotation, molecular function: ribonuclease III activity. The transcript has 3 exons. The coding region runs from base 1 to 1017 and encodes 338 amino acids. The record is from RefSeq and is a predicted model, not a curated record. Gene Ontology annotation, biological process: RNA processing.